Adineta steineri is the source of this 1917-nucleotide messenger RNA. The record is from the annotation of a GenBank genome assembly. NCBI's taxonomy places the organism in Eukaryota, Metazoa, Rotifera, Eurotatoria, Adinetida, Adinetidae.
AUGUUUGAAUUUGUUUGGCUUGAUUGUACUGCUGAUUCCACUGAAGAAAAUAAAGAGAUUCAAAAGAAACUUCGUCAUAUCAUUGAAAAACUGCGUACAUUUGAUAGUAUUGAAACAUGUGAAAAAUAUCUUCGAAAUACUCCGAAAGAAUCAAUUAUUUUAAUCGUCUCAGGUGCUUUUGGUCGACAAAUUAUUCCUAAAAUACAUGAUCUUCCACAAAUAAUUGCAUUUUAUGUAUUUUGUCAGAACAAGAAACCUAACGAAGAAUGGGCAAGCAAAUAUAAUAAACUUGGUAUCGUCUGCACUAGUAGUUCAGAAUUAAUUACUAGUAUCUCAAAAGAUCAAAGUACUCGAACAGGUACAGAAGAAAAUCCAUUGAUUUCUAUAAAUAUGAAAUUACCCAGUUGGCUUUAUGCGGAUGAUUUAGUUGAAAGUUUAUCUGGACGUGAAGCAUUUCUAAAAAAUGAAGAUCUGAACCCAGUUGAACGCAAACGACGUCUAUGGGGACCUUGGAAUUUUGUUGCAUUUUGGCUAGCUGAUUCGAUUAAUGUUAAUACAUGGAUGAUUAUUUCAACUAUGGUUAUUGGCGGUUUAGCUUGGUGGGAAGCAUGGCUCUGCGCUUGGAUUGGUUAUACAUUUUCAGCUGUUUUCAUUUGUUUAUCUGGACGAAUUGGUGCAACAUAUCAUAUCUCAUUUCCAAUUGUUAGUCGAUCUUCUUUUGGUUUAUUUGGAUCAUUGUGGCCUGUUUUCAAUCGAAGUUUUAUGGCGUGUAUCUGGUAUGGCGUUCAAGCAUGGUUGGGUGGAGAAUGUGUUGUACUCAUCUUACGAUCUAUUUGGCCUUCGUAUGGAACACUACCGAAUACUCUACCGGCGUCAUUUGGUACGAAUACACGAGAUUUCAUUGGUUUUAUUAUUUUUUGGACACUUUCGUUAAUCGCCAUCUGGUUUCCUGUACAAAAAAUAAGAAUUCUCUUUACUGUUAAAUCGAUUGUUGUACCUAUUGCAGCCGUAGCAUUCUUUAUUUGGACCUUAGUAAAAGCAAAAGGUCUUGGUCCUGUUAUUCAUCAACCUGGUACACUCAAAGGUAGUCUUCAUGCUUGGGCAUGGAUGAGUGGAAUUAUGAGUUGUAUUUCAAAUUUUGCUACACUCAUAGUUAAUAAUCCAGAUUAUACUCGUUUUGCUACACGUCCAUCAGCUGUUUUUUGGCCACAAUUACUUACCAUUCCGAUUGAGCUUUUAGGCGAAUUUCUCGACUCUCAACCAUCAACUGGAACACGUAUUGGUGUCUUCUUUAUCUCAUUAGCAUUUGCACUAGCUCAACUAGGUGUUAAUAUUGCAGCAAAUUCUGUAUCAGCUGGAUCUGAUUUAACAGCACUUUUACCGAAAUUUCUCAACAUUAGACGAUCUGGUUAUAUCUGUGCUGUAGUUGGUUUAAUUAUUUGUCCUUGGAAUCUUCUUGCCAGUUCGUCAACAUUUACAAGUUAUUUAUCUGCAUACUCUACUUUUCUUUCAUCGGUUGUUGGUGUUAUGAUAUCCGACUAUUAUUUUGUACGAAAAGGUUAUCUUAAUAUUAACGAACUCUAUUCAGGAUCAAAACAAGGCAUCUAUUAUUAUACAUUGGGCGUGAAUUGGCGAGCAUACGUUGCAUAUAUUGCAGGAAUUCUUGUUAAUGUAGUCGGAUUUGCUGGUGAACUAGGCGCGAAUAUUUCAAUUGCAGCACAUAAUAUGUAUCAUUUAAAUUUCUAUCUUGGAUUUAUUGCUUCUGCACUAUUGUAUUACGUAUUAUGCAAAAUAAGUCCAGUGCCAGCAUGUGGUCAAAAAUGGCCAAGUGAAAUUAUUGAUGACGACGAUAAAGAGAUCAUACUUGAUACUAUAACCAUCAAUAAAAAAGAACAGAAUGAUGAUAUUAAAUUAUAA